CCCUCCCAAGCACCGUAGAUACAGAUGACCUGCAUUUUUGAGCUCUCUGUCGGCUUCCGAUUUGUUUUUCUCCUUGUAUAACCCGGGCCCUGUCUGUUUCUCAGCUGAUUGCGCUCAUCUCAAACCAACCGAAAGCUAUUGAAAGCUGCGUAUUGUUGUUAUUAUCGUUUCGUUUCCUGGCACAUCAACAAUGCGCACAAGACGUCAGGACAAGGCUGUCGCAGAAGCUGCCGCCGCCGCUGCUACUGCUGACGCCCCCGAAACCACCACCACCGCUGCUGCCUCUAUUGCUGCUGAAGAGGAAAAGGAAGAAGUGCCUUCAUCAGAGGUUGCUUCUCCAAUCACGCGCAGCGAUGACAAAAAUGCGCAGGCAUCGCCUACCACCACCGUUACCAUCUCUAAGAUCGAGGCCCCUGCCGUCAAGCGCUCCGAUAGCAAGCCGCGCUCCAAGCUACCAACGCCAGUGCAAUUCCCUCUCGUCGCCAUUCUCAGUCUGGCGAUCGCCGAGCUGGGCUACUCGUUGUCGUGGCCUUUAACGCAGGGAGUCCUCACCACACACGCGCGACUCUUGGGUACUUGGGCUGAGGUUGGGGCUGUAACGGGCUGGAAAUUAUUUGAGCUCGCGCUUGGGUGGUUCGGCGACUACGAUGGUUAUGACAUCACUGCGCUGAAUCUCCUGUCGCAAGGCCCUCAUCUGUACUUGCUCUACGCGCACUAUGAGACACCCGCAUUUGCGCUUCUCGUAACUGUCGUCGUCGAGACACUAGCCACAUACAUUCCGUUCCGCCUGCUUCGCCCACUGUCUCGAGCUCACGCCAACCCGACUGCCGUCCCCAAUGCAGACAUCUUGGCCGAUGUGCCCAUCACGCUCCUCACCACUCUCCUUUCUGGCGUUAUCUACAGCGUGUCCCUACUCUUCGCGUACGCGACUUAUCUUCCUAACUAUCUAGUGCUGUACUUUGCGGGCUUGCCGUCGAUAGUGCGCGCCAACGAAUCAAGCUACGUGGGUCUCCUGCCCGUAGCACUUGCGCUCGGUUUCGCGGCCCGCGUCUUCAUAUUUACGCCAGCUGAAGCAACUGGCCGGACCCCGGAGGAUGCCGAGAACGAGGCGUUCGACCCUGUCAAAGCCAGCUUGCGCGAGACAGUGCGAUGGAACUUCUUGGGUUGGUCUUCGCAGACUAAAGUUGCGAUGAAGCGCACUGCGUUGAUCAUGCUUGUCUCUGGUGUUAACACAUUCUUGCGGACAUGGCUUACCAUUGUGGGCGUGGAAACCGCCGGUGCCGCAGCUUGGAGCAGCAUUUGGGUCAUAGCCGCGGGUAUUUCUGGCUUGGCUCUCAGUGCUGUUGGAGGAGUGUAAACUUGUCAUGGUUGGGUAACAAGAGGAUGGGAUAUGUGGGUUUUCCGGUGGUUUAGGCUGGGACGGUUGAGGUGACGGUGUGGAAUGUGGCGUUCAAGGGGAUGUGACGCAAAAAACGCGACUAUGAGACAGCCUGGAACGGUUUGUUCUCUUUGUAGUUACUCACCUACCAUAACAUAUUUCGUAAUAUCUAUUCUUCCCGAUUCGAUGAAUCAUGUCAAUACCUGAA
Messenger RNA from Xylaria bambusicola, 1586 nucleotides. RefSeq lists its product as uncharacterized. The transcript is spliced from 3 exons. Bases 191 to 1357 code for a protein of 388 amino acids. Lineage: Eukaryota; Fungi; Ascomycota; Sordariomycetes; Xylariales; Xylariaceae. The record is from RefSeq and is a predicted model, not a curated record.